Rhodamnia argentea is the source of this 377-nucleotide messenger RNA. RefSeq lists its product as uncharacterized. Lineage: Eukaryota; Viridiplantae; Streptophyta; Magnoliopsida; Myrtales; Myrtaceae. The coding region runs from base 49 to 330 and encodes 93 amino acids. The record is from RefSeq and is a predicted model, not a curated record. The transcript has a single exon.
AUCAGGAAACGCGCGAUCGAACCGAACCAGACCGAAUCGUAUCUCGAGAUGAGCUCAACAAGCAGAGUGUGGGUCGUCGCGGCCAGCGUCGCCGCCGUGGAGGCCCUCAAGGACCAAGGGUUCUGCCGGUGGAACUACACCAUCCGGUCGAUCCACCAGCACGCCAAGAACCGGGCCAAGUCCUCCUUCUCUCAGGCCAACAGCAAGAAGCGAUCUCCUCAGUCGUCGACUGCGGCGGUUUCGAGGAGGCUAGCGGUAGAAGCGGAGGGGAAGCGGUCGGAGGAGUCGAUGAGGAAGGUCUUGUACUUGAGCUCUUGGGGUCCGUAUUGAGGUUCUCUGAAUAGUAUAGAUCGAGGAAGGCAAUCGUAGUUCGUUGC